This is a messenger RNA of Oreochromis aureus, 4387 nucleotides long. RefSeq names its product zinc finger protein 366 (gene znf366). The record is from RefSeq and is a predicted model, not a curated record. The coding region runs from base 1366 to 3747 and encodes 793 amino acids. Gene Ontology annotation, biological process: regulation of transcription by RNA polymerase II. NCBI's taxonomy places the organism in Eukaryota, Metazoa, Chordata, Actinopteri, Cichliformes, Cichlidae. Gene Ontology annotation, molecular function: RNA polymerase II cis-regulatory region sequence-specific DNA binding; DNA-binding transcription factor activity, RNA polymerase II-specific. Gene Ontology annotation, cellular component: nucleus. The transcript is spliced from 7 exons.
GUAUAGAUUUUAGUGGACAGGUGUAGCUACUUGCUAUUUUUCAAAUUAAGAAUUAAAAUAAAUGCAUAUGAUGGAAAGUAUAGUACUGAUUUUCAAACCAGUCAUUCAUAGUGUAUUAUUUUGCAAAAUGGCAAUGCCCCUCAUAGAUAUGAGUUCCUGCUUGAGAUUUCUGAGGUUUAACCAGCUUGUUUUUGCACUAUGUGGUUUUUUCCUUUCUUCACCUUUAUGAUGUUUUUCCCCAUAAAUGUCAAGAAAGCAUGAUAAGAUGGAUGCAUUUGUGUAGUCAGUAGCAGUUAUUGCUUUUUGUGUGAUUCUUAUAAAAUUUUAAGCAUAUCAAGAGUCCCAAUAAAUAUUUGUUAACGUGUGAAACAUUUAAAACUAGUGGAGACUGGGGACAAAUGUAAUAAUUUUUAUAAACAUUUUCCUCACAGGCUAAUUAAUAUACACUUGUCAUCUGCUGAUAAACAGAACACAAAUGUGCACCAACUAAUGGUGCAACUGAUAUCUUGUCAAUAAUAGGAACAAGGCUAAAAUCUAUUUUAAUGCAAGAAACCAGAGUUUUACAGUUGAGCCCUUGAUGUUACAAUUCAAUUGCCUCAAUUCAAUUGGCUCAGUUGAAACUGUAACAGAAGAAGGGGGGAAAUUUAACACUGAAAAAAUAUAUCAUACUACCUGGCUGAAUCUCAAACAGAAGCAAUCUUCAAAGUAAUCACCUUACUGUAGUUGUAACUAAAAAUGUAGCUUUAAAAAAGGUUCAGCCUCUGUACUUUCAAAUUUGUUUCGAUAUCAGGCAGUCUGUGUAUUUAAGGCAAACAUCUCUUUUGAUUUUUCCAGAAACAUUGGCGACUAUUCUAGAAGCAACUAGAUUUUGACUCUGUAAAUUGAGUUAAAAGUACAUUUUAGAGCAAUUUCUAACCUGACUUACAUUAAUAGACAACCACCGAUAUUAAUAGAUCUUACCAAAAAUAACACAAAAGGAUCAUGUGAAGAACAUAUUUAUAUAUUUAUUUAAAAGCACCAGAAGUGAAAUAUAUGAAAAAUUUAUUGUAUCAUAUAAUGCAUGACAAGUUACCUGAUAUAAUCCUUUCUAUCAGUAGUUGGAAUAAUAUUGUUUUUUGAAAUUUUGAAACCUCAUUUUAAAUAUAACUUUAUAGUGCCUGCAAUAGUAAAUGUUACAAGUGUCACUGAUGUCACACCAAUGUUGCUGACUUCCAUUCUACUGUGGUUGGCGACACUGAUGUUAGUACUGGUUGUUCAUGUUAGUUUCUAACAUAUAGCGAGGAUAGAAUAGAUACAAGUGUAAAUACACAUUAUUUGAAUCUUUAGGCAACAGAAGAAAAUACAUGUAAUCACUCAAGAAAGAAGAUGGAAAAAGAUAGAGUAAGCAUCUCACCACGAAGAAGUCCUUCCCUCCGAGAAGAGCUAAGACAAACAUCUCAGCGCAGCUUCUACCUAAGCCCAGCUCCACUCUUUAUUCAGCCCCCCAAAUUUUCUCCUGCUAGAUAUCCCAGCAUAUCACCCACCAGAGAUGCCUACAGUGCAUUUAGUCCACCCGUUUUCUUUCCCAUGCUUGGCCCCAGUUACACCCUCAAAGAAGGAUCCCAAAAACGCAAAAGGACUCCCUUAAAAGUAGAUGGCGACGAGGGAGGUGAAUCUCCUGAGAAGGAGGCAGAGGAGACAGAAGAAAGCAGCAGUAAGAAGACAGUGGACCUGUCGCACAUUCCCUUCUCCCUCCCACCUCGCCCUUUUCCCUCUCCAUCUCCAAAACCCAUCCCUGGCAUGAUCGAGCUCAACAGCCUGCAGCUUCAACAUAGACCUCCAGAUGUGAAUUUUCCUGUGCAGGUAAAACAGGAGCCACUCAGUCCUUCCCCCAUCUGGCCACCCUCUCCUCUGCUUCUUCACCCUCCCUACUUCCCACCUCUCCACCACAGCCUUCUCCCAUACCCCUUCUUCAUACCUGGUCCUAUCAUGCACCACCCCCCUGGUGGUUUCUACCCCAGAGAGGACCUCCGCUCCAGUCAUGGCGCCCGUGAAGGAGCUCCUCGAAGUGGUACGAGCAGCGCUGAGAAGCUCGGUCUCAAUGUUCACGUAGACGACAGCUACUAUGUGGACGUUGGUGGAGACCAGAAGAGAUGGAAGUGUCGAAUGUGUGAGAAGUCCUACACAUCCAAGUAUAACCUGGUCACACACAUCCUGGGUCACAACGGCAUCAAGCCACACGGAUGUCACCUGUGUGGGAAGCUAUUUAAGCAGCUGAGCCACCUGCAUACACACCUACUCACACACCAGGGAAUGAGACCCCACAAGUGCCAGGUGUGCCACAAGGCCUUCACCCAGACCAGCCACCUGAAGAGACACAUGAUGCAGCACAGUGACGUGAAGCCAUACAGCUGCAGUGUGUGCGGUCGAGGUUUCGCUUAUCCCAGCGAGCUUCGAGCCCACGAGCUGAAGCAUGAAAAAGGUCAAGAGAAUGUAUGUGUGGAGUGUGGUCUAGACUUCCCCACACUGGCACAGCUAAAGAGGCACCUGACCGUCCACCGAGGUCCCACAUUGUACAGGUGUACAGAGUGCCAGAAGACUUUCCAGUAUCCCAGUCAGCUUCAGAACCACAUGAUGAAACACAAAGACAUCAGACCGUACAUCUGCAGUGAGUGUGGGAUGGAGUUCAUCCAGUCGCACCACCUGAAACAGCACACGCUCACUCAUAAAGGGGUGAAGGAGCACAAGUGUCGCAUCUGUGGUCGUGAAUUCACCCUGUUGGCCAACAUGAAGCGUCACGUCCUCAUCCACACCAACAUUCGGGCCUACCAGUGCCACAUGUGCUUUAAGAGUUUCGUCCAGAAACAGACUCUGAAGGCUCACAUGAUCGUCCACUCGGACAUCAAGCCCUAUAAAUGCAAGCUUUGUGGGAAAGAAUUCAACAGGAUGCACAACCUAAUGGGCCACAUGCAUCUCCACUCAGACAGCAAACCCUUCAAAUGCCUAUACUGCCAGAGCAAGUUCACACUGAAGGGGAACCUCACCAGACACAUGAAGGUUAAACAUGGUGUCAUGGACAGAGGCCUGGAUGAGAGACUAUUUAGGCAAAGAGGGCGUUUCUGUCUGACCACCCCAAUGGACCUCCUCACCCACUUCAGCCAAGAGGAACCGUUUGACCUCUCCCAGAAACCCCCGGGUCUGCCCAGCCUACGUCUCUCCCAGUCUGAUGGUGAGAGCGUCCCGGGAAGCUCCUGUCAGGAGGAGGAGGAUGAGGAGAGUUUGUACAGAAGGAGCCAGUACAGCCCUGAAGUAGACCACCACGAGCCAGCAGCUGAUCAGUAUAUCCCUGAGCUGGAGGAAAGAAGGCAGGGAUCCCCUGGUGAACCGAGGGAAGGCAAGAGACAGAAACAGCAGAAGUACCAGGAAAGUUUAGAGGAUGAGACGUUUGAGAGGAAGUCGGUAGCAGAAGGUCAAUCUAAAGUUCCCAGAUGUAACAAGGCGCAGCUAUUGGAGUCCGAGACAUCCUGUGAAUCAGAUGCAGAAUUAGGUGAGCAGGUGUGUCGCCAAAAAAUGGUCCGUAGACAGUCCUAUGAAUAUGACUCAGAAGAAGAAGCACAUCAGCAAGAGGUAGAUGAACCAGAGCAGAGAAAAGAAAAGUUGGAUAACUUUCACAAGGCCAUCGAUGUGGAAGAGACAAACAAAUACGAGUGCAUUGCUCAAAGAGUUUACGGGUCAAAUGGUGAAGAAGACAAACAUGAAGAAAAGUGAGUCAAAGACUCAGAAGAUAAUUAAAUGUGUUGUUUCUUGUGUUGUUUUGGAGGGCAACGACAAUAUGUAUGCUUUUAAACAUCUCUGAUUAGGGAGGGUGGUGAGUAGCAGCGAAUGAACUUGUUGUUUUCAUACAGAGCAAAAAAUCAAAAAUAAAUACAAGCUGUGAAGAAUAUUGCAUGUAAAAAACAUAUCAAAAUUAUCAUUAAUAGUGACUGACAGAAGCUUUGGCUGGAAACGUGCGAUGUAAAUAAAAUGCAAACAGAUAUUUAAUGUUCUAGUUUUUUACGAAUCAUUUUGAAAUGUUUCUUAAAUAUGCAACUCUGCUUUGACUCGGAAUCUAAUCUGUGAUAUUAAAAUUUAAAAAGUGUUACUGAUCACACCAUUGUGCAUGCUUUACUCUUGUUUGUUUGUAUGAUAUUGUUCUAAAGGUCAGCAAAAAACUGGAUGAAAAAAUGUUUUUGACAGACACAAUUGAAAAAAAAAGCUAAAAUGCUUUUGUUUUUUUACAUUCAAUGUCUAGAUUUGUUUUUUAUCUACAUGCUCUUUUUUGGAGAUAUUUCUGUGUUUUAUUGCAAUGUUGGUGAUCUGAAUAUGAUUCUGAUGAAUAAAUACUGAAAUAAAAGCUUGAACGCACAAA